Molecule: messenger RNA, 2096 nt
Organism: Arachis duranensis
Lineage: Eukaryota; Viridiplantae; Streptophyta; Magnoliopsida; Fabales; Fabaceae
Exons: 9
Coding region: 75-1634 (519 amino acids)
Molecular function (GO): DNA binding
Source: RefSeq, a predicted model, not a curated record
AUUAGUAUUUAUAGGCUGAUAGUCUGCAGAGGUCCAAGCUGCAGAAAGUGAAUGAUAGUUCAGAAUUUGAGAGAAUGCCAAAUAACAGCACAAGUGGUGGUAAGAAGAGAAAACUCUGUCCACCAAAAGAACCUGAAGAUUGGUGCUUUGAAUGCAAGGAUGGUGGAAAAGUCAUUGUAUGCGAUCGCAGGAACUGUGUGAAGGUUUAUCACACCGACUGUGUUCCUGUUACUCCUAGGAAGGACAAAUCUUGGAUUUGUGCUUGGCAUUAUUGCUAUGAAUGCAAGGAGUCCGCAAAGUUUUAUUGCCUUGGUUGUCCAAAUGCUUUGUGCAAAGAGUGCUUGCCUUCCUCAGAAUUUAUCACUGUCAAGGGUGAUAAAGGAUUAUGCUGCGACUGCGCGCCGCUAGUCAAAAUUAUAGAACAAAAUUUGGAGCGGGACUCUCAGGGGAACAAGAUAAGCGUGAAUGGAAGAGAUACAUAUGAGGGUCUAUUCAAGGAAUACUGGGAAAUUAUUAAGCUAAACGAAGGAUUAACUAGUGAUGAUAUCUCUGCUGCAGAAACCAACUACAACAAAGUGGUUAAAAAUUCUCCAGAUCAAAGCAAAGUCAUUGAUGUAGAUAAAGAAAGUCAGAAUGACUCCAUGUCAUCGGACGGCAAUGAAGCUUUUGUGUAUAAACACAACUCAACCAAAAGGAAGCAGUCCAGAUCACUGGAGUUUAUGGGAUGGGGAUCGAAACCUCUCCUUAGCUUCCUUGCGUCCAUUGGAAAAUUUAGUACUGAACCAUUGUCACAGUGGGGUAUACGGACUCUCGUGUGUGAAUACAUUGAGAAGAACAAUCUCUAUCUCUCGCAAGAUAAGAAGAAGUUCCUCCUUGAUGAAAAGUUGUUUCCUAUAUUCGGAAAAAAGGUUAUGUCAAAAAAUCAAAUAUAUCCUCUAUUGGAACUUCACUAUGCUGAAAAGUCGGGUGAUAGAGAUGGUGAAGAAAGCUCGAAAGGAAAACUUAAAUUGGAAAAGGAGGACUUGUCUAUCAAGGCUAGUCGUUUUGCAUCCAUAAGUGCCAGUAAUAUAAGACUUAUUUACUUAAGACAAAGAUUGGUGCUAGAGUUAUCUAAACAACUUGAAAGUUUUACGGGUAAGGUUGUUGGAGCCUUCGUUAGAGUUAAAAUGGAUUCCAGUGAUUGUAAGCAGACUAGGUCUUACCAUCUUGUGAGAGUUACAGGUGUUGUAUUGGAGGAUGAUGUUAAGAGAAUUCUUUUGCAAGUUUCCUUCAUGUCUAAAGCCAUCCCUAUCUCCGAGCUUUCUGAUAAUGACUUCACAGAGCAAGAAUGUGAGGAUUUGCGGCUAAAAGUGAAAGCCAACCUGCUGCAGAAACUAACUGUUGUGGAGCUUCAAGAAAAGGCAAAAAGUCUUCAUGAGGAUAUAACAAAGCAUUGGAUCGCGACACGACUAACCUAUUUGCAAAAUCAAAUUGACCGUGCAAACCUGAGGGGAAGACAAAGAGAAAAAUUUGCCUUACUAGAUGAAAGGGAAGAACUUCAACAACCAUGGAAGCAAGAAGAGUUGUUAAAGCGAGUUCCUUCAGUUUCCCCAGAGUUUACUACAGAGCCCCACAAUGAUCCUGAAGAGAACUAACACAUGUAACUUGUGGUUUUAUGGUUUAGAAUGAAGGUCCAUGCUUUUGGAAACAUGUUAAUUUCUUAAUGCUGCUCCAAUAGGUUAUAGCCUUUUUAAUAAUAAUAAAUUAAUUCUAGCUAGUUUAUGUUUGGUCAAUUUUGUGACACUUGGAAUUAAGGCUAUGUACUGUCGUGUAUAAUAGCUUUAUCAAAAAUGUCAUGUGUACAUUAAAAAUCAGUCACCAAAUCAGUUGUUAUGUAUGUGUUUAAAUACAUGAAUUUUCAAUAAAAAUUUUAUAUUUUAAUAUGUAUUUUAUACAAAUAAUUGAUAUAGUGGCUGAUUUUUUGUGUACACUUAACAUGAUUGUAGUUUUAUAUAUAGUUGGUGCUCUCAUAUUCAUGAUUUUUGUCUGCCAACAUUAUCCAUGAGACACGUCAUGUGCAAUUUUCCCACUUCCUCCCAAUCUCUCUUUUAUGAAGU